AUGAUAAAGAUUGACAUUUGCAUAUUUCUAUUUGCGCUAAUUGCGACAUUUGCUUAUGCUUGUGGACCAUCACCGAAUGGUGGUCGCAAACCUGAUGGCGGUGCAAAACCUUCUGGUGGCGAUGAUGGUAAGGGUGAUGAGCGUCGUGUAGUUGUUACUGAUGUACCUGGUGUUGUCACUGAUGCAGCUGGUGGUACUACUGAGGCAGCAGAUGAAGCUGAGCCUACGACAGAAGAAGAGUCUGAUAGGAAAAAGCGAGAAAUAGAAGCACAAGAAGAAGGGCGAAAAUGCAAAAGUGCUGAAGUAGUAAUAACAACGGAUGAGACUGAAUCACCAGAUGGAGCAUUGGAAACUGCCAAGAAAUUGGAAGCAGAGGUAAUUAAAUCUGCACAACAUAAAUUUGCUAAAACAGUUCGCCGCAUAAAACUUAAAACAUCAAGAGAUGGUGAUAAGCUGAAAUUAAAAUUUGCAGUGGAUGCUGAAUGUGAUACUGUUAGACAUUUUAUUCUCGAUGCUCUAUUUAAGUUGAAAACUAUACAAUCAGCAAAGGUCAAAUGUGAAUGUAAACCUCCCAUUUAUCUUUCCAAGAAUGAUUUUGGCACAGCGAUGAUGAGAGGAUUGAAAAAAGAGCUCAAAAAGGCUGCAAAAAAGGGUACAAAAGAAAUCGCCAAAAAAAUGGAACUUUUAUAA
This is a messenger RNA of Brugia pahangi, 690 nucleotides long. The record is from the annotation of a GenBank genome assembly. Lineage: Eukaryota; Metazoa; Nematoda; Chromadorea; Rhabditida; Onchocercidae.